Molecule: messenger RNA, 2449 nt
Organism: Mauremys reevesii (Reeves's turtle)
Lineage: Eukaryota; Metazoa; Chordata; Testudines; Geoemydidae
Product: bifunctional epoxide hydrolase 2-like
Exons: 19
Coding region: 50-1711 (553 amino acids)
Biological process (GO): phospholipid dephosphorylation; cholesterol homeostasis
Cellular component (GO): peroxisome
Molecular function (GO): lipid phosphatase activity; magnesium ion binding
Source: RefSeq, a predicted model, not a curated record
GCGCUCUAGACCCCCCGCGGAGGGGCCGCGGCUCCCCAGAGCGGCGGUCAUGGCGCGGCGGCUGGUGCUGUUCGACCUGGGCGGGGUGAUCUUCACCCCCAGCCCGCUGGGCGCCUUCGGCCGCUACGAGGCGUCGCUGGCCCUGCCCAGGAACUUUUUGCAAAAUGUCAUCGCAGGCCCUGAUGGUCCCUAUGCCAGAGCGAUGAGAGGAGAGAUCGCCCUAUCUCAGCUGGUUUCUGAGCUGGAAGAGGAUUGCAAGAAAGUUGCUGCCUCCUCGGGGGCUUCUCUCCCGGAGACGUUCUCCAUAGCACAGGUCUUUGAGGAUAUUAUGACACAAGGAAAGCUCAAUACUGAUGUUCUGCAAGCUGCUGUAACUCUCAGGAACAAUGGGUUCAGGACGUGUGUGCUCACAAAUAACUGGAUAGAUGACGGUCCUCAGAGACACAUCACAGCUCUUGCGCUCUCUCUGCUGAGGAGGCAUUUUGAUCUGGUGAUCGAGUCUUGCCGUGUCGGUCUGAAGAAGCCAGACCCUCGAAUUUACGAGUAUGCGCUGGACGUGCUGAAGGCGAAACCGCAGGAGGUUAUUUUCCUGGAUGACAUCGGAGCUAACUUAAAGCCAGCCCAGGAAAUGGGAAUAGCCACCAUCCUUGUCAAGGACACCGAUGCUGCCCUGAAGGAACUGCAGGACCUGUGUGGAAUUCAGCUUCUUGGCCAUGAAGAGACUCUGCCAAUUGCGUGUGACCCAGUGAACGUGACCCAUGGUUAUGUGCCAAUCAAGCCUGGAGUCCAGCUGCAUUUUGUUGAGAUGGGGAAUGGCCCAGUGGUGUGCCUCUGCCAUGGCUUCCCUGAAUCCUGGUUCUCCUGGAGGUACCAGAUCCCUGCUUUGGCUGAGGCUGGCUUCCGGGUCCUGGCUUUGGAUAUGAAAGGCUACGGAGAUUCCACUGCUCCCCCAGACAUAGAAGAAUAUUCCCAGGAAGAAAUAUGCAAGGAUCUUGCGGUUUUCCUGGACAAACUGGGCAUUUCCCAGGCCGUGUUCAUCGGCCAUGACUGGGGCGGCGCUGUGGUGUGGAACAUGUCCCUCUUUUACCCAGAGCGAGUGAGGGCAGUGGCUGGACUGAAUGCACCCCACAGACCAGUGAACCCUGAAGUGGAUGUCAUGGAGAUGAUCAAAGCCCGUCCUGUGUUUGACUAUCAGCUUUAUUUCCAGGAGCCGGGUGUUGCUGAGCUCGAGCUGGAGAAGGACCUGAGCAGGACGUUUAGGAUCAUGAUCCGCUCCAUGAGGAAGGAGGACGAGCUGCCUGUUCCACUCAACAUCGCCAACGUCCGGGAGCGAGGGGGGCUUCUGGCUGGCAUGUCGGAAGACCCACCUCCAAGCCAGAUCCUAGCGGGAGCGGAUCUCCAGUACUUCAUCCAGCAGUUUAAAAAGUCUGGCUUCAGGAGACCCUUGAACUGGUACCGGAACAUGCGAGCCAACUGGCAGUGGGGCCUCUCUGCGAAAGGCAGGAAGAUCCUGGUCCCGGCUUUGAUGGUUACUGCGGGGAAGGACUUUUUUCUCCAUCCGAAUCUGAGUAAAGGCAUGGAGGAGUGGAUUCCCCAGCUGACCCGGGGCCACAUUGAAGAGUGCGGACACUGGACUCAGAUGGAAAGGCUCCUAUUACCCUGCACCUCCUGUCCUGACUUUUCACACUUGCUGUCUGGUCACCCUAUGUAAGACACCGACGUUUCCUUGCAAAUGAGGAGGCCAAAUCAAAGUCUCGAAGCUUCAGGGAGCAGUAAACCGAGCGUCGUCGUAUACUUAGCAAAUAAUGUAAACUGCAGAAAAGUAGAAUAGGGGGAAAAUUCCCUGACUAGGAAGCGACUGAACAUUUCAAGCUAGGAUACAGGGAUUAGAGGGGACAGGUGACUUCCCAAGUGCCUCCUGCAUCUGCAGCUAUUUCAGUUAUUAAUGAUACUGAACCCCUCAUCUGAAACCCUGUAAAUAUUUUGUAGGGUUAAGCGUCCACCUCUGGCAUUCGAACUCACCGCUCGGCUCGGCCCCCCAACCAGAAAGGCCUGUUUUCUAGUUCAGACACGGCCAAUACCUCCUUUGCGAUAAGAGGUGAGGGGAGGAGUUUUUGUCCCAUGAAAUCUCCUGAAAGCAGCUAGCGCCCCCCGGUGUCUUUUGUUCAGACUGGAGACCAGUGAUGUCAGUUCUGACCUGGCCUCGUGCCCAAACCUUGGACCCUGGCCAGCAGCUAGUCAAGCCCUAAGCACUGCCUUGCUUGGCACCAGUGUGUGUUUGCAUUGCGAUUGGGGCUUUUGUUGUCAGUUUAAGCUGUACAUUUGCGGGUUUAAUACGGGGUUGGCAGGAUGCUAAUAGCUCUUCUAUGCUGCUUUGAAAACUUGCUUCUGCUUUUGUUAUUUCAAGCAUCUUUUGUAAACCAGCAACUGAAAUAAAUCCCAGAAUUGA